GCGUAUGGUUGGCCUGUAUCCCCUUGAGAGACCAUCGUGUACAUGCGCUCCUUUCCCGUCUUGUCGCGUCCACCACUGGCUUGGUUUCCCCAAUAAAGUUCACUUUGCUCUUAAGUUCGGCGUCACCAUGCCUAAUCAGAUUAAUUGUGGCGUUGCAAUACGCCAAGCCGCGACCGCGACAGUCCACCUUCCUAUAGCACCAUGCGCACGCGCCUCCACAACCUCCAGCGUCCGCUCAAGGCAAUACGCUGCGCCGCCAAGGCCAAAGCGGCGGCGUCCGCCAAGCAAGCCGAGGCCCAGGCCUGCGAGCGCCUCCAGGCCACGAAGAACGCGCUGAUGAUGCGCUUCACCAACGAAAACUCGUAUCUGAACUGGGCGCGUAAUGGCGUGCUCUCGUCUGGCGUCGGCGUGGCCAUGUAUGCCCAAGAGCACCACCGCGGCGCGCACCUGAGCGGCGCCGGGCUCUUGCUGCUUGGCUUUGGCUACAUUGGUGUCGGGUCGCUCAAGUACAUUCACUACGUGCUCCGGUACCGCACGCUCAUGGAGAUGACGUGGCCGAGUGUCAUUGCUACGUGCUCCCAUGCGUCGAUCGCGCUCGGGAUUUGGCUCACGGCGACGGCGUCGUUCCUGGAGUCGAUUCCGCUGGACGUGGAUGUCCUGCUGCUGGAAGAGCCUUUCAUUUCGUACUUGCCCAAUCGCAUUGCCCAAGGCUUGAUCGAGACGUACAAUCUACACCAAGACUUAUACGACGACGACGCGGUCGUGCGGCCGGGCUCGCAUUAGCCGACGCCUUGUCUCUAGUACCGCAUCGUCUAACCACCUCUAUCUACGCGUGGUGCCAAUAUACAAAAGUUUGCUCCUUC
This is a messenger RNA of Saprolegnia diclina VS20, 863 nucleotides long. RefSeq lists its product as hypothetical. The coding region runs from base 202 to 783 and encodes 193 amino acids. The record is from RefSeq and is a predicted model, not a curated record. The transcript has 4 exons. Lineage: Eukaryota; Oomycota; Saprolegniomycetes; Saprolegniales; Saprolegniaceae.